This is a messenger RNA of Polypterus senegalus (gray bichir), 1721 nucleotides long. It is a transcript of the gene sost, whose product is annotated as sclerostin. The transcript has 2 exons. The coding region runs from base 109 to 756 and encodes 215 amino acids. Gene Ontology annotation, molecular function: BMP binding. NCBI's taxonomy places the organism in Eukaryota, Metazoa, Chordata, Cladistia, Polypteriformes, Polypteridae. Gene Ontology annotation, biological process: ossification; negative regulation of Wnt signaling pathway; negative regulation of BMP signaling pathway. The record is from RefSeq and is a predicted model, not a curated record.
GAGGACUCGGCCCCUCCCCUCGGUGUCAGCAAGUCUCGCCGGGGGAUUUAAAUAGGUGGGAGCCGGAGAAGCGCAGCAUGUUUGUGGACCGAUCGUCUUGUCUGCACCAUGCACGUGUGCCUGAGCCUCAUGUGCGUGGGUCCAGCCUUGCUCAUCCCGGUCCUGCUGAGCGCUGCUCACGGAUGGAAGGUGUUGACCAACGACGCGACGGAAAACGUGCCCGAGUACCAGGGGGGCAGACCGCGACAGGCGGAUGCGGCAGAGUCCUCCAACAACAGCACAAUAAACCGAGCGAAACACGGAGGGCGGGCGGAGGCGCCCAACACCGCCACUUACGGUACCUCCAACCUGAGCUGCCGAGAGCUUCGUUCGACGCGCUACAUCAUCGACGGGCCGUGCCGCAGCAGCAAGCCGCUCAAGGAGCUGAUCUGCUCCGGCCAGUGCCUUCCACCCCACCUGAUGCCCAACUCCAUCCUGCGAGGGAAGUGGUGGCGACAGCAGGCUUCGGACUACAGGUGUGUCCCCGCUCACUCCCGCACGCAGCGCUUCCACCUCCUGUGUCCCAACGAAGAGGUGCGGACUUAUAAAAUGCGAGUGGUGACAUCGUGCAAGUGCAAGCGCUACACCCGGCACCACAACCAAUCCGAGUUCAAGGAGUUGGACAAGACGCCCGCCAAGCGCCGGAGAAGCAAGGCCUCCCAGGCUGUACGGGCCAGAAGCCGAGGGCAUCGGCCCGAGUCCCAGAACGCCUAUUAAGGGGCAGCAGUUUAUUUGGAGGGUUGCUGAUAAAAGAGCGAAAAAAAAAAUAUAAAUGGGGCAACCACAACAAGAAAACUGCACCACGUGAAGUGAAACUGCGUGCCAACCCGGCUCAAGGGAACAGACUGACUCCUCGCCAUUACGCAUAACUUCUUACUUUGGAUACGCGGCUGCAGCUUUUAGUCUUUUGCGUGACAGCCUGAGGGUGACGGCCACUGGGCAAAGGGAAAGGGACGGAUGUGUCUGGAAUCUUCUGCUGUGGGCGCUCCUCCCACCAUCUUCACCCUUCACCCUUGGCCGGACAUGUGGAGACAUCGAGACGUUCAGGAGGGGCUGUGUGGAAAUACUGGAGACCCCUGUUGUUGGGGGGUGGGGGCUGGGUGGGCACAUUAGAAUUGCUAUUGUGUGAGGCCGACGCUAGGGGCAGGGAAUGGACUGCAAUGACACUUGAACCUGGCUGGGGUGUCUUCUGUGGGUGCCCCCCUGUGUUCUUGUGGGCAAACAUCUGCGGCCAUUUUGUUUUUUUGAUUCUAAUGAAGAAUUGGUGAGAAGUAUGGGGUGACCUUUUAUAGCGGAAAAUUCCAUCGAGGGUCAGGUCCUGUUUUAUUGCCAGUAACAAUGCCAUGGAAAAAGCGGGCGGUGGGUUUAGAAAGCAUAUGGAUGGACAUUAUGGAACAAACAAGAAAGGCAUCGAUAAUAACAUCCUCAGUCCUGGGCAAUGCAGUUCAGGAGCCACCGAAACGGCUGCCCCAAUGAUAUUCACGCCAUUCCUCAAAAGGGGGCACAUUCAAUGAACAUAAUUAGGCAGGAUGCAUGCGCUCUUCUCUUGGGGGCACACAGCGUGUCUCCCCCAAGCUGGCAUUGCAUUUCUUCUCACAGCCCGCAGUGCAUCCUUCCAGGUUCCUAUGGUGGUCUUGCACGCCAUUCCCACCAGGAGCGUGAGUGGGACAAUAGAGCAUUAG